AUGCUCGUGGAAUCCAUUCCCACUCUCAGAGUUUUCACACUAGCGGGAUCUCUUAUCUUGUACCACGCUCUAGAUUUUUCUCUCCACAAUAGACACCAUCCGCAGCCCAUCAGCUUCGCUGCUUGCCUCUGUUCUACGGAGUAUGUGGCAGCAUUUGCAUUCGCCCUCACAGAAUACUAUUUAGAAUACUUCUUCUGCUCAUGGAAGAGGUCUAAGCCACUAGUAACUAUAUGCUAUGUGAUCGGGUUAAUUGGGAUGGUUCUCGGUGAUGGUCUGCGCAAGCUUGCUAUGAUGCAGAAUGGAAUUGGAUUCACUCACAAGAUAGCCACAACCCGUGAGAAAGACCACCAACUAGUUGUCUCAGGGGUAUACCGAUUGACCAGACAUCCCGGAUACCUUGGCUGGUUCAUUUGGGCCGUUUCCACCCAAGUGAUGCUCGCCAAUCCACUAUCAAUUAUAGUUUACAUUUUCGUUUCCUGGAAGUUCUUCAGUGACAGAAUUAGAUACGAAGAAGAAACCCUCCUUGCCUUGUUCGGAGACGAGUACUUAGAGUAUAUGAAGCGCACGCGGUGUUACAUACCGUUUGUCUCGAGACACGCAGCUACCGCCCACUGA
This is a messenger RNA of Giardia duodenalis, 615 nucleotides long. Its product is annotated as Isoprenylcysteine carboxyl methyltransferase. Gene Ontology annotation, cellular component: endoplasmic reticulum; membrane. NCBI's taxonomy places the organism in Eukaryota, Fornicata, Diplomonadida, Hexamitidae. The coding region runs from base 1 to 615 and encodes 204 amino acids. The record is from RefSeq and is a predicted model, not a curated record. The transcript has a single exon. Gene Ontology annotation, biological process: C-terminal protein methylation. Gene Ontology annotation, molecular function: protein C-terminal S-isoprenylcysteine carboxyl O-methyltransferase activity.